Messenger RNA from Esox lucius (northern pike), 3797 nucleotides. It is a transcript of the gene pdia5, whose product is annotated as protein disulfide isomerase family A, member 5. Gene Ontology annotation, biological process: protein folding. The record is from RefSeq and is a predicted model, not a curated record. Gene Ontology annotation, molecular function: protein disulfide isomerase activity. The coding region runs from base 62 to 1642 and encodes 526 amino acids. Gene Ontology annotation, cellular component: endoplasmic reticulum. Lineage: Eukaryota; Metazoa; Chordata; Actinopteri; Esociformes; Esocidae. The transcript is spliced from 17 exons.
GCUGCUCAACAAUCCAUGGACAACUGAUUGCGCUUGCGUAUCCAGACGUGGCAACGGCAUCAUGGCUUCUUGGAAGAGCUACGGGAGUCGGACCAGAGAGCUGAAAAUGUACAUUUUCAUCGUGUUGAUAUGCCUGGUGUCCGUGCUGCAAGCGACGGUGAAGGUCUCUCCUCUGAUAGAGAAGGUCAGCGACCACAAGGACUUCAAGAAGCUCCUGAGAACUCGCACCAACGUCCUGGUGCUCUACACCAAGUCAGCUACGUCUGGGGAUUCUAAGCUGAAGCUGCUGUCUGAUGUUGCACAGGUUGUCAAGGGACAGGGCACCAUCGCCUGGGUUAACUGUGGGGAUUCAGAGGGUCGUAAGCUGUGUAAGAAAGUCAAGGUGGAUCCCAGCUCCAAAAGCAGCGGAAUAGAUCUCCUGCAUUAUAAGGAUGGGACAUUUCAUACAGAAUACAACAGACCCGCUACUUUCAAGUCCAUGGUGGCGUUUCUGAAAGACCCCACUGGAGCCCCUCUUUGGGAGGAGAACCCAGAAGCUAAAGAUGUCUUUCAUGUAGAAUCAGAAAAAGACUUCCGGAAGCUUCUGAAGAGGGAGGAAAGGCCUAUCCUUAUGAUGUUUUACGCCCCAUGGUGUGGUGUCUGUAAGAGGAUGCAGCCCAUAUUUCAACAAGCAGCUACUGAAACCAGGGGUACAUUUGUGCUGGCUGGGAUGAACGUGCACCCGGCCGAGUUUGAUGGCCUCAAGCAGGAGUACAACGUCAAGGGUUACCCGACCUUCUGCUACUUUGAGAAGGGGAAGUUCCUCCAUCACUAUGAGAACUAUGGAGCCACGGCCAAGGACAUCGCUGACUGGAUGAAAAAUCCCCAGCCCCCACAGCCAAAAGCCCCGGAGGUCCCGUGGUCAGAGACCGACUCCCCUGUCUUCCACCUGACUGACGAGUCAUUUGAUGGGUUCCUGGAGGAACACCCAUCUGCCCUGGUCAUGUUCUACGCUCCAUGGUGUGGCCAUUGUAAGAAAAUGAAGCCAGAGUAUGACGAAGCUGCUGAGUACCUCAACAAAGACCCAAAUAGCCCCGGAGUUUUGGCAGCCGUGGACACCACCAUCCACAAGGCGGUGGGAGAACGCUUUAAGAUCUCCGGCUUCCCCACCGUCAAGUACUUUGAGAAAGGAGUAGAAAAGUUCACGUUACCCCACCUCAGAAGCAAGGAGAAGAUCAUUGAGUUUCUACAGAACCCCCAGGCACCCCCUCCACCAGAGCAGUCCUGGGAAGAAAGGCCAUCCAGCGUAAGCCAUCUUGGAAUGGAGGACUUCCGGGAAGCGCUGAAGAAGAAGAAGCAUGCCCUCGUCAUGUUCUAUGCACCAUGGUGUCCCCACUGCAAGAAUGCUGUACCUCACUUCACUACUGCAGCAGACCUCUUUAAAGAGGACCGCAAGAUAGCAUAUGCUGCUGUGGACUGCACAAAAGGACAGAACCACGAGCUGUGCAAGCAGGAGAGUGUUGAGGGCUACCCAACAUUUAACUACUACAACUAUGGCAAAUUUGCCGAAAAAUACAAUGGAGACAGAGUGGAGUCAGGUUUUAUAGGAUUCAUGCGGAGCCUUCGGGGGCGGGACCAGGGCAAGAGAAAGGAGGAGCUUUAAAUCAGGGCAUGAUGAGGAGGAGGUGCCUGUCGUUGCACUGUGACCCUGGCAGUGGCCUCUUAGCACUGACCUUAUGUGAUGUCAUCAUGAUGUGACAUAAACGGGGGGAGGAGACUUGAACCUCAGCAUUAAGCGAAAGCCUAUUUUUUUAUACCGCGGAUCGAUCACGUGACCAUGUUUGUAAUACCAGUGGAAUUACCUACCGACUGACCACUUUUUUCAUUCAUAUUUUGAUGGAACGAUUAAAAAAAAAAAUGCAGGAAAAUGUUGCCCAAGUAAUACUGUGACUGCAUUUGUGAAAAGCUCCACCUUAUACUGUGUAUCUAUGCAAUAUGUACCCCUCUCCUCCUGAUCCACUGUUGACCAUCAGGGGGGUUGGAUGGUGGGUUAGCUGGGGGAUCGUGGAGGGCUGUGGUUGUGUUGCAUGUGCCACCUACAGCACUACAUCACAGGGUCUGUCACCACAACGCAGUCCUAAUUCUCACUGUUCACCUGAAGAGGAUUACAAUCUAAGCAUCCAACUUUUCAUUUCCAAAUAAGUGUUUCGAUAUUUUUGUACUGACCUGUCUAUCAUGUUAGGUCUUGGUUUAUUUCAGGAUUGAAAUGACUGAAAAGCAAAAACUGUGGCCUUACAUUAAUGUGAAAUAGGAGCUAGUCACUCAACUAAAAGUUACGCCAGCCUGAGGGAUGUGGUGGUGAGUGAUACAGAACUAGGCCCUAAAACAUAGCAGAAGUCUUAUGGUGUUGCUUUGAAGCCUGGUACUUCUGUUCCUCAGCAUGUUUCAGCAAUGAGAGACAGAAAGAAACAAUGUGACGGAAAUGUAAUAUACCAAAAAUGAAUUUGAAUUGUGAUUAUGUUACAGUAAAUCUCUGGCCGUCAUUGAGAGCUAUUUUGCCUAUUACGAGUGUAUUUUCAUCAUAGGACCAGAUAUGGGGCCAAGUAUGAUUCUUAUUUUUGCAGUGUCCUAUUGAAGACCGUUUCCCCCAUCCUAAAAUUGUGUCCAGGAACAAGACACUUUCCUUGACACCCCUCCCCCCCCUUCCAUCUUGUCUGUGUUACCCUUCAACUCGAUAUCAGUGGCCAUAUGGGAUCAUUAUCAGACUAGAUGUUCCAGGAUCUACGUUCCAUCAGAACAAAGAGAAGAAUCUGAGAGCAGGCAGCCUGUAUGUGUAUGUCUGUCUGUCCAGGGCAGGAGGAUGUUGUCCCAUAAUGUCAAUGUAAAUCCAACAGGAUGACUUCAGAUUUCAAUGUUGGAGAGGGGUGUGAGAAAGUCGAUGGACUCCCUUAACGCCCCCGCCACACACACACAUACACACUCUCCCAGCUUGGCACAAUCAUCAAUACCGAAGCCAUUACCAUUACAGCCCUUUGUGGCGACUUUAAUGCUGUGUGUUUUCAACUCCCUGGCUUAAGCCUCUAUAAAUAUUUAAAGGCCUAUCUGUAGCUGAACUUAGGUUUUAUUAUUCAGGAAAUUGGUUCCAUUCAUUAUUGAAUAAGGUUCUCAGGGAAAGCGAAAUCACAAAAAGGGAACUAGCUUGUUGUACUCAUUUGCAUUGCAGUGUGAUAGUUUCGAGCUCUAGAGUCGCCAAAUCAAAAGAACUGUUUACGUUUGUCUUGUAUGAAAAAUAACAAAAUGUAUGGAUUUAAAUAGUCCAGUUUACAUUUUCUGUGCCAAAUCAUGGCAGGAAGGAUUAAAUAAAUAAUGUGGUGAAGACAGGGGUUAAUGAACACGUUUCUGGGAUGGUAAAUGGGCUAGUUCUAAAUUAGAUAAUUCUGGAAUGAACUGCUGACUAACAUGGAACACUCUCCAAUCAAUGUUACCAUUACAUGGCUGCUACAUGCAAACCUAACUUCAACACAGGGUUGGGAGAAAACUGAAUACUAUGUAGCUGGAUUUUGGCACAAAUACUGUUUUUAUUUUCUGCUGGGGUAAGUCUUUUUCUUUUUACUUUUAUUAUUUUGUUAUUGGAAUACAGGGCCUCCUCAGUGUGAGGAAAUGUUUAUAUUUGUCUUAUCCCAAAACUAUUCAUAGUGUAAGGAAAAUCCCACUUUUGACGAUUCAUUGUUGUCUUUGAUUUUCUGUGCUCUGCCAUAUGCAGAAUUUUGCCCCUUCAAAUGAGGACCAUGAAAAUAAAAACUCAAACAUUUCCAAGA